Messenger RNA from Vollenhovia emeryi, 1808 nucleotides. RefSeq lists its product as uncharacterized. NCBI's taxonomy places the organism in Eukaryota, Metazoa, Arthropoda, Insecta, Hymenoptera, Formicidae. The transcript is spliced from 2 exons. Bases 311 to 661 code for a protein of 116 amino acids. The record is from RefSeq and is a predicted model, not a curated record.
CAGAUAAGAAAUACGCGCGUCUACGCGUCGUUCAGUUCAAAGCUGGCGAGAGAGCCGAGAGGCGACGAGAGACUUCCGUCCCCGAGAGUACUUCCUGCUCUUCUCUACUCUUCCCACCCGCGGCGGAAGAAACUGCGUUGUGACGCACAUCUUAGCAACACGCGCGGCGAACGAGAGAUCGGCUUCUCGGAGCAGCCUGAGAGGAGUCGAGAGGAAGCGACCACGCUUCACCACGAGGCGACAAUUCGUGCAUCCGACACGAUACAGCCCCGCGCCCGCUUUUAACGCCGUCGAGCAGCGAGGGGCAGCCAUGGAUCUCGUUUACAUACCGGAAGUGCUUACCUACGAGUUCUCGCGGCACACGCAGUACCGCGACUACGAGCAGCCCUGGAACAAGGACUACUUCAGGCCCACCAGCAGGAAAUCAGCGGAGACUCGGCGACCCGAGCAGCCACGAUCCAAAGAAAGCUGCGACUUGUGCAAAGAAACGAAAAGGAGAAGCCUGGCGGUUUACAUAAGAACUAAGUCACGAAGUGAUUCCUGUCACGAAGGGAUCAACGAGGAAGAAGAGGAGAACGACGCGAUGUGCAAUGAGAGAAAAGCCGCAGACGCCGACCGAAAUAAAUCGGCCAAGUCGUCACGCGGUGCAGACAAAUCAUAGCCUCUAGGUAUCACGUGCAACGAUCACGACAAUAACAAUAAUUUUUGAUUACGAUAAGCAAUAACGGAUAUAUAUAUACGCGUAAGGGUUAUUUUUAACUGGAACUAACAUGUUAGAUUUAUGACCAUCGAACCCACACGUCUGUUUCGACAAAUACGUUGUAGAAUGGCAAAACGCAAUCGGUUCUCGAAACUCUUGUAUCAUAUUUACAGCGUGCAACAUGUUUUCGUUAUUUUAAUUAGACGCGUAAAUUAGAUACUAAGGUGGAAUUUGUUAGACGUUAUAUCUUUCAAAGGCAGGUGUGAGUCAAAUAAAUUUUCCAGGAUAGAAAGAUAAACUCGGAUUAAGAUUUGUACCGCAGUAAGCGUGGUAAAUAGGAAUAGUUCAUAUCAUCACUCAACUCCAUACAAUUCUUUCGGUUAUACAUCGUUAAUUUUGUCAGCAUUGCACGUUAGUCAUUCAACGAAUAUCCGUGUAAAUAUGAAUGCAAAUACGCUCCUACAAACGUCAAUUCUCGCUAAAUUUAUCUUCGAAUUUUGAAAAUCAUAUCCACGCUUGCACGCAAAUUGAACUCGUACUAUUGAAAAUACAGAGAAAGAAAAAGAAAAUAUUGCAAUCGUAAUUUUAGCAUCAGUUGCAGAUAUAUCUAGAAUGAGAAGAACACAGUAACUGCAAAAUUGAUUUAAGACUUCAAUAAAGUUUGUUAUAAUGAAGGAAAACACUCACAAAUUAACUGCUUGAUUUAUAAGACUGACUACGCGAUUCUGUAUUUUAUAAGCAUAACGAAAUAAGUUAUAGUUUAGGUACCCGUGUAACAAUAUUGUCGUUACAUUAACAUCUAUGUAUAGCGUACAGUACUUAAUUCUGACAAAUAAGACUUUUAAUUCUCUUUUUUUUUUAAUAUAAAGAUGAAGAAACACGGCAGAUGCCAAGUUAGUUUUACCAGUUAUUUUACUCGUAUUUCUACAAUUAUUUCUUAAGAUAUGUAUUUGUAAGUUAUUGUAUGAUCGGAUGUAACAAACCACGUUGCUACCAUGAGCAUUUUUAUUUUACAUACUUGCAUAAUUUUAAUAACAUUACAAUUACUUGUAAAUGUUAAGAAAAUUACCAUAUUAGUAACAAUAAUAAUUUGGAGCAUACACAUAGA